This is a messenger RNA of Folsomia candida, 524 nucleotides long. RefSeq lists its product as uncharacterized. The transcript is spliced from 3 exons. Bases 54 to 455 code for a protein of 133 amino acids. The record is from RefSeq and is a predicted model, not a curated record. Lineage: Eukaryota; Metazoa; Arthropoda; Collembola; Entomobryomorpha; Isotomidae.
AUUGAUCGCACUCAUUUCACACUCUAAAUCAAUUUGUGAGACAACCACGAACAAUGAAUACUUCAUGCGUAGUUUUGGUCAUUUUGGGUGGCGUUGUGGGUUUGGCACUGGCCCAACUUUGCGUAAAUCCAACCGCCUGCGACUCAAAUUUUUCAUCCUGUACGAUCGGUGCUGGCUGCUUGGGAUCUCCAAUCACUAUGUGUGCCAUUGGACUUGGCGGAAAUGGUACGAGCGACUCGGCCUGCCCAGCAUUCACUGACGGAACGCAUUACUGCUCUUGUAAAAAUUGCGUUGGUCUCAUCAAUUCGCUCGACCAUACAUGCGCUUGCUCAAAUGAUUAUGAGUGUCCAACCGGCCAAAGGCUGGUCAAAUGCACCAACCUUUCGCAACAGUUCCUUAACUCGGUAGCAUACUCGUGCUGCAGCAACGUCAUCAAUUUUGUUACUGGAUGUUGAAUUCAUUGUCAUAAUGCUGAGAUCAGUAAAAUUACGAAUUACUGAAUAAAUUAUUCCAAAGCAAGUUAA